AUGUACAAGCGGUCCAGUAAUGGGGAGCAGGGCGUGUUUGGUGGUGUUGAUAGCAUACUUCCAGGAGAAUACCACGCUUAUAUUUGUGAGAUUUCCGAGGGUAAGUUGUUAUUUUUGUUGUUGUUUUGUUUUGUUUUUUCUGUUCGUUUGCUUUCUUUAAUAUUAUUUUGAGGAAACUAACGGCAAUAGAAGCGCUUAGGCAUCAUAAAAGCAUUAUUUGAUAUCGUUUGUGGAACUUAUGAAAGGAUUUACAUGAACUCUCUGACAGUCAGAAUCAAGUUUACAGUAACAUUUGAAUGAAUGAAAAUAUGUUUGAAACGAUAUCAAUUAACGUUUUCACGAUACAUAUGUCUAACUUUUAGCUUUGUGAGCAGAGGAAAAUUACAGAUGGUUCUGUUACCAGUAAUAACAGUAAACUUUCAGUUAUCAGUUAUUUUCAUGUAGUUAAUUUAUUGUUUCGAUUGAACAAAAUGAUGGUGAAAACCAAUUGCGAAGAAAUAUCAGUCCAAUUGCUUUUUUAGAUAACAACGUGUGAUGACGUGAAGUGCGUUAUCUUUUGCUAAGAGCCAUGCCAGGGACUCAUUUCUGUUGAGAUACAUGCCAAUUAUCGUUUUAUAAAACGAAUACAAAAGACUUGCAAACUUAUUUUUUCUUCGCAUAGCCGAAUCAGUUCUGUGUUUAUUCUACUUUAUUUUAAUAUAUAUGAUAUAUUGCUGUAGUUCGAAAAGAAGGUUUGACAUUUGUAAUGUAUACAUCUCAUUUUUCGAACUUUUCGAGCUUUAAGUUAAUUUUUUCACAUAGGUUGGUGCCCAGCAUUAGGAUAGGGAAUACGUUCCUAUUUUUUCCAGUGGGUCUUCUUGGUUUCUUGUCACGCAUCGGCACACAAAAUAUUUUUUUGCGCGAGAAGUAAUUCAGUUGUAACUAGUUGUCUAUCGUACUCUGUAUCUUUGUCGAACGGCAUGAAGCACCCACGCUCCUAGUUCGAUCUGCACACCCCCUCCUUGUGUAUGAGUCGUGAAUUAAGAUAGGAGGUAAGUUGUUAAGCGUGUGCGUUGUGAGAAAAAGAGCGGAAAAGACAUUUUUAAUCUUGAAAUGAUACAACAAGUUAAAUGCGACCCUUUCAUAUCCCGAUAGCUCUGGACUCUAAUCGACGAGGCUCUUGCAAAAGCCACAAACCACUACUCUUACCAGAUGAGUCCAAAAUUUCUGGUUAAUGUUAUUCUUUGUGCACGGCCCCCUGAUGCCAUAAUAUCAUUUACGAGAAAACAAUACCUAAACGCUGUGAUAUUGGUACAGGUUAUCUGAAUGUUAUGAUGUCGCCAUCGCCAUCGCCAUCGCCAUCGCCGUUGCCAUCGCCGUUACCGUCGCUGACGCCAUCGCCGUCGCAGCAAGGUAUGAUACUAUACACUUUACACUAUAUCCUAUGUAUUCAGGUGUAGCACCUAACUGUUAUGGCCUAGCGCACAGCGUGUGCAGCAUAACCCAUACUUUUGAAAGCUAGAAGUUACAGUAAAAAAGAGCUAGGUUGACAUAUCGUUCUAAUCCAAGAUUAACAUUCUCAUCCAUCUUAAGCAUCGCCAUCGCCGUCGCCGUCGCCGUCGCCGUCGCCGUCGCAGCCAGGUAUGAUACUAUAUACUAUACACUAUAUCCUAUGUACUCAGGUUUAGCACCUAACUGUCAUGGUAUAGCUCGCAAGGGGGGGCAGCAUGGCCCAUACUUAUGAAAGCUAGAAGUAACCCAUCAACCCAAGAAAAUUUGGAAAGAAAAUACCGUAUGACCUACCGUGCAAGGUGCUACUUAAACCAUGCGCGGACAACUGCAUCUAACUAUUACGUAAGUAAAAGACAAAUGGAGGAGGUAAUGCACAUACGCGGUUGUGUGCCUAACUUGGAGACCCCAAUCGAGUGUGCUAAGAAGCUCAGAUCCAAAGUGAUGAAGUACGCAUUUACCAAAGUUCGUGCAGCGUACGGCAGGCACCCGGUUACUGUAUACCCGAGGGCUUCACGAGGGCUAGCACAGUUGAAGCAGCGCAAACAAAGGAAAUUGGCGUUUGAACUGCAAGUCAUACUAAUUGGUUCGUAGUUGAAAGAUUCAUUGAUUCUCGGUAAUUACACUGCAAGAGGAGCGCUAAAGACGACAUGAAAAGACUGAUGUUAAACGUCGAAUAUCUAACGAAGAUCGACGUGAGAAGGAAAGACAAAGAGCUCUAGAAAAAAAAAAGACUGAAAAGAGGUCAACAACAAAGAAAAGCGAAUUACAGAGAAGCCGACAAAGGAGGGCCAGGAAGUAAGUUGAUUUUUAUCUAAGUUUUUUCCUACGCUGAGUCCCAGAAAAAUUCAACACUUCUCUUAUCAAUCGUCCUUUGAUACUAGCUUCAGUUUAUAAUUAAUUGAUAUUUAAAACUGAUUACAUAAUGUCUUUCAUAACUGUACACAUUUGAUUUGCCCCUCACACUUCUUAGCAUCAUUAGUGUAGAGCGAUUUUUUUUUCAAGACCGCGUGAGGGAUGGCACAUCGACCAAAAAAUUACUACCCUCAUAGUUAAGUCAGUGAUUCUGUAUAGUGAACUUAGAAACGUGUUAAAGUUUUCCUCCCAGAUUUGCUUCUUUAUUCUAGAAAAUUUGCCAAAACUGAAACGAGCAUCGGCAGUCGUACACUGGCGGAGAGCAGUACCCCGAGUAGAGGCAAAUGAGCUUUGCUCGUGAAAAGGGAAAAAGAAAGCAAGCUCAUAUCAAUUUGAUAAUUUUUUAUUUGAAGGAUUGACGAAUGAUUUAAGUUUAAAACAGGACCAUUUUAUUUAUUUUAGAGCUCGCAGAACGCUUUCGGAUAUUACUACAAAUAUUUAAAAAUACAAAUAUCGCACUUCCCAGCAAUUUUCCAAUUAAUGUUUUCCCAACGCUGUAUACCUCGCUAUCGGCUCAGAUUAAGCUCGUGAUAAGUGGAAAUAGAAUGGUUUUCGAGGAUAUGAAAAUUAGUUCGGGGCUUUUCUUACCGUACAGAAAAAUCAAGCUAAAUUUUUCUAAAAUUGCAACAUCGUCAUUUACAUCACGUCAUUCUUUAACUAGACACCUCAUUUUUAAAUCCAGAAUUCCAGGCAAAUUUUAGCAGUAAGUGUUGUGUUAGCUUACACGAAUAAUGUACGUGCAAGAGGAUUCUGGGAUAGAAUUAAAGGUGGCGUUCUUUGCAGAACACGAACAACACAACAGGGUGGCAGCGGUGGGAUCUUUCCAAUAAGAUUUAAACUGAAGAAAUCAGAAAAAAACGGAAAUAUGGGAGGCUCUGCCCCUGGUGAAGCUGGAAAUCAAGCUGUACCGCAUCCUGUAGUUGACGAGGCGAACGAAGAUGACGUUCACCCAGACAGCCUGCACAACAACAAGCCGACAUGUCUGCACAGUGUACAGUCCAACAGAUCGCUGUGGCGAGUUAUCAAUUUCUACCACUGGAAAAAUUCAGUUUUAAACCCGACGAGUGGCUCCGCUGGAUUAGACGUUUCGAACGAAUGCGAAAGGCUGGUUGCCCCAAACAAGCUAAACGAGUACGUCAAAAGAGAGAACAUCCCACUUCCAACAGUAGACACGGCUCUGGAAAGAUUGGCAGCUUCCAAAGUCUUCUCAAAACUCGAUGCAAACCCAGGAUUUUGGCAGAUAAAGCUUGCAUGGGAAUCGAGACCACUGACCACAUUCAUCCCUCCAUGGGGCCAAUUCUCCUUCAAUGUUCUACCCUUUGGUAGCAGAUCUGGUUAUGAGAAUUUCCAGAGUUAAAUGAAUCAGAUUCUCCAGGCAUUGAAAGGUGUAUAGUGCCACAUAGAUGACGUUUUAGUUCACGGAAAAAAAUCAAGAAAAACAUGACGACAGACUAGAAGCCGUACUUAGGCCUCUGGUCGAAGCCGGCCUUACACUCAACCUUGACAAGUGCAAGUUCCUUGUGCACGUCAUUAGCUCCCGUGGAAUUGAGGCGGAUCCUGACAAGCUGCAAGCAAUCCCAGAUCUCCCGCCACCCCAGAACUUGCAAGAAGUGAGAACAUUUCUGGGCAUGGUAAACCAAUUAAGCAAGUUUUCUGAGCAUCUUGCUGACAAGGCAAAGAGCAUCAGGGAACUCCUUUGUCGAGGGAAUCAGUGGAUAUGGGGAACUGAGCAACAGAAAGCAUUUGAGCAGAUCAAAGCUGACUCUAAACGAGCUCCAGUACUGACACAUGAUCCUAACAAGGAGACCAAGAUAGCAGCUAAUGCCUUAUUGGUGGAGCAGAGGUCAAUUGUCUUUCGUGCGGGACACUCUACUCAAAGCAUCCAGGAUCCUUAUCCCAUCCUCCAUACGACUUGAGAACUUGGAUAAGAUCCAUGAGGGAUAUCAGGGAAUCACCAAAUGCCAUGAGUGGGCCAAAAGCCCGGCCAGGACUUAGUAGAGAAAUCCAGGAUCUCGUUCAACAAUGUAGGGUUUGUACCUUGCAUAAGGAAAACAAACCCAAACUGCUUAUAGCAACACCCCUACCAGACCGCCCCUGGCAAGUCGUAGCCACGGACCUCUUCGAGCUGAAAGGCAUCGACUACCUGAUUGUAAUAGAAUACUUCUCAAGGUACAUAGAAGUAGCAGCCAUGAAGAAGACGACAAAGUCAAGUGAGGUCAUAAGAGCACUUAUGAUAUUUGACGGACAUGGCAUCCCCGAACAAGUGCGAUCAGACAAUGGUCCUCAAUUUGACGGUGCAGACUUCUCCUACUAUAUAUUUCACCCAUAUUCCGAGAUUUCUCCAAUCAAAUGGAGAGGAUGAAAGUGGAUUUAGAACCGUGAAGAAUCUGCUUUCGAAAGAAAGAGACCCAGCUAAAGGAUUACUGGCCUACAGAUCAACGCCAUUAGCAUUCAAGUUCUCUCCUGCCCAGUUACUGAUGGGAAGGCAGAUAAGGUACAGUGUUCCGGUGUUCCAUACCCAGCUUCACCCGCAGUGGCCUGAUCUGGAAAACCUACGUGAAAAAGAGAGCAUGAGCAAGCUGAAGCAGCAAACAGUGUUCAACAGCAGGCACAAGGGAAAGCGUUUACCUCCGAUUGGACCAGGUACGAAAGUCUUUGCGAAGGACCUUCAGCAUUCAGGAAAAGUCAUCGAAGCAGCAGUAACACCCCGGUCAUAUAAGGUUGAGACACCAGCCAGCACGAUCAGAAGAAACCGUGUUCACCUAACCUCACUGCCAGAUCAGCUGGAAAAUGAACAACUAAACCCGGAGGAGAAACAAGUUCCAGCAGAGAGCAAGGCUGCAACACCUAUUCCGAAGGACGUUCCUGUUUCUAAGAGACUUUCGAGUACCCCCCGUAACACGUAUUCUUGCUACUAGGCCUAAGCGAGUUAUAAGACCAUUGCUAAAAAUCGGAGAAAAUCUAGGUUUAGCAUUUUAAGACACUGUGUUAAGAGAUCUGAUUUAGACUGUGUCUAUGACUUCUCAGACUUUGUGCUCUUUAACGAAAAAGGGGGAGAUGUUGUGUUAGCUUGCAUGCACAUACAGGAGGAUUCUGGGAUAGGGUACAAGAUGACGUUCUUUGCAGAAAACGUGUAGUACCGUGUGCGAUCAGAGAAAUCAAUACAGUAAGCUAAACUUGCAUUGCUAACGACGGAAGACUGGUUUUUAUACCUUUUCUCGUUUUAAAUUCUCAUUUAGUUCCCAUGGUGAAAUUUUCUACAAUAACACAUUCUGUAAAGUAGCAGCAGGCAUCUGUUUUUCUUAGCAUAUUCGAACACCUUCAAACCAGUAGGUCAAGAGUUCUUUGCCAAACGUUGAAGAAGGGCAGCUAUCUGAAAUUAAUGUAGAUGUAACACACUCAAUGGUUCGUCAAGAAAGGCUGAACGUAUUGCAAUCUUGCUCACAUCUUGCAAUUUUACGGCCGCCAAUAUCCGUAAAUAACUUACAGGUUUUUAAGUUUUCGACUACAAAUUAGGGAGAUUAAAAAGUUUAACUUUCUCAUUUGAAAGAAAAAAAGAUCACAGAAUGCAGAGGGGAAACUUGAAUUGUGCCAGCUAAUUUACUCCAUUGCCUUUCAUAUUUUCGAUCAAAUAAACUCCAAUCAGUUAUUUAGGGUUUGCCUGCUAUAUAAAAAAUUACCAGAGGGGACUUCUUCUCAGACGGUCAGCUCGUAAAAUAUUACUUCUGAAAUUUUACUGCCUCAUUUGAUCAUAAGAGUAACAUUUUAUGUUUUCACAUGCAACAGGAUAGUGCAGCGGAGGAUGGCCCUGAAAAGGAGUGAAAUCUAUUGUAACAAAGGUGACUUUUGGGGAAACUUGAGCGCUUAACUGGUAAAUACAUUUCGGCUUGGAAUUUUAAUGAUAAUGGUCUUUUGACACAGGAAAUUGAAACGUCCGUUUCUAUACUUGAAUGUUCCUUUUAUAUGACCUGUAAAGUGAGAACUGAAAAAUGUAAUUUUAUGUAAAGUGGCACCCCUCCUUCCACCCCCAAGACAAAAUAUAAUGCUUUCCUGUAAACAUGAAUGUAUAGGAGAAGCUCUGGAGCUAUUUACCCUGUUUUUGUAAAGAGUAGUAAAAUUCAUAAGGUUUGAUAAUUGUAAUGUAUAUUUUUAGCUUUCAAACUUUUAAUUUUAUAUCAAUCAUAAUCAUAACUACUUGUUUGCCAUUCAUACUGUAUUUCUUAAAAAGUUGUCAUAGUUAAGUCUGUAACCUUUGUAAAGAAUUGUGCGAUUAUUUAAUUUUGCAGUAUUUCCCACAUUGUAACAUGUAAUUUGGAUGGCAAUAAAUUCUCAGGCUCCAGAUUUCAAUAGUACAUGGUGUUCUUACAAAUACUGAUACCCAUUCCACAAAGGAAACUUUGAUAUAAGCAAUUGGUCGCAAGAUAAGUGAGUUUGAAAAGAAGGGAAUCUGGAAAACCAAGGGUCUGUCUUUAACCCUUUAACCCUCAUGAGUGACCAAGACAGAGAAUAAAGAAAAAUAUCAAUUUGGAAUUAAUUAGUUCAUCCAAUACUAAAUUCUGUGAACUAACAUCUUCAGAAUUGUAUGGUUGACAGUAAGGAAAAUGAUAAAUUUGAUAUGUAAGUUAAAGUGUUCAUUAGGACUGAAAUUAAUGGGCACCCUCCUCUUUUCAGUCAUGUUUUUACUUUGACCUGCCUCCUUUCUAUUCAUAUUUAGGGGUACAUAGGUUAUCUCUCUCACCCCUGAGAGUGACUAGCAUCCUAUUUCUCCCAACAAUAUCACCCCUGAAGCAAACAUUGAGGUCAAUAGAAUAAGGAAAAUGACCAACAACUGAAGAAACUUGUGAUUGCUCAACAAAUUCUCCUAUUCAGAAAAUCGGGAAAUGUCCAGGACACUAUUGAGAAUAUACACAGUGAUGUCAGGGUGUGAAAGGGAUGAGUAACAUUUUUCAUAUUUUAACACACGGAAAUUGAAUUAAUUGACAUUCACAUUGCGCAGAAGGCAAGAAUAUCAGUGCCCUAGCUUGAUAAGUUCAAGACAAGAAGUAAGAGAGUUGUGCCAACCAUAUCCCACUUUCUAUCGUUCCCUGGAUAUGCAUGCACAAAUAACAAUCUCAUUCACUCUAAUUGACCACUGAACCUAGGAAAAGAUGAUAACCUCCUUAUUUGUUUGUAAGCUUGUCCUCACACCAUUGACUCAAUACCCCCCCCCCCCUCUCCUCUCUCUCUCUCUCUCUCUCUCUCUCUCUCUCUCUCUCUCUCUCUCUCUCUCUCUCUCUCUCUCUCUCUCAGAAAAAAAAAAUUAAUGACUGGUCUAGGGAAAGCUAUUUCUCUUAAAUUCUCAUGAAAUUAAAUCGGAGCUAUCUUCUCACAACUUGCAAUACAACCAGUUGGGAAACUGUCAGCGGAUAUCAUGAAGUUCUUUUGUGCAUGAGCAAAUUGCUAUUUUUAAAGCACUCUCUGAAGAAUAGAAUUUAAUGGAGGACCCCUGGCUGUAAUUCACUACCAAUUCUCAUUGUUAUUUUCUUGCAAAUUAAGGUGAUGUUGCCAUUAUGGGUAUAACCCUAGAUUAAACCUUGACACCCUAACAUCUGCAUUCAUAUCCUCCAUACUGUUCUCUAAUGUUUCCUAAGUUGCUGACAAGAACUUGUUUAAUAACCAAAAGCUUCUUUUAUAUAAUUAGUUGGUGAUCAUUUCCUAUGUCCUCCUGACCUUAAUAUGUGACUCAGGAGUGAUAUUGCAGGGAGAAAUUAGAGGCGAGUCACUCUUAGUGGUUUAAGGAUUAAUGUGUAACCCAUAUGUGAAAGUUAUCGUUCCAAGGCGGCUAACACUUAUAAAUUACAGUUCUUUAUACAUAAGUCUUGAUCAUGUUGUCCCAAGAACAUUUGACUCAAUUUUACCUUAAAAUAACCUAAACUGGACAUUAAAUCGAAAUGUGAAAUUUAUUUUUCAUUCUCCUUUUGAAGUGUGCAUCAAAGUUUCAAAGUUUCAUGAGGCUUAAACUACAGGUUUAUAGGGAAUCUGCAUGAGUAAUAGUUUUGUCAACAUUAAAGCCCUACAUGCAUGUGUACAGGUACAUGUAGGUGUUGUAAAAAGCUGCUAACCUUUCAACUCCCAAGAUCUAAUCGUCAAUUUUCCCCUCUAGCUGCUACACAUUUCUUUGUAAGUUAGUUAUGAGGAUUUGGUGUUAGAUCAAGAUGACAACAUCUAUAUGAUAAGUUUAAGUAUUCUCAUUACCUGCCUGUCGGGUAGUGUAUGGAUAUUACAGCGAGAAGUUACAUGUUAAUCACUUCUUCAGCUGUAGGAGUUAAAGGGUUAAAUACGGAGAACCUUUUGCUUAGAUUUCUCAUUAAAGUAUGAGUUUACGUCUUUUUUUUUUAAAUCUUGUUUUUCCAGCCCAAGCUGAAUUCUAGUUUUUCAAACAAAUUUUAUAUUCUUUCAAUAUACUUGGAUCUCCUAGUAUUAGUUAUCACAGAUCUAUGUAAAGAUUGUUUGUAUUAGUAAUUGCAAGAAAUUGAGCCGCAUAUAAAUUUUCCCAAACCCUGCUGAUGGUCUAUCAGGUGAAGGGAUUGGAACUUGUAGUCAAACCACCUUUGUGCACAGCCUAUGCAUCCCAGUAAUCUAUACAUGUCAUAAAGUAUUUUAUCCUUCCUGAAACUAGUUUACAAGAAUUAAUUACCUAGUAGUCUAUCAUGGCUUUUCACAAUAAUAGUUUCCAGGCUUAAAAAAGUCACUUUCCUAAUUAAAAUAUCCCCUAAAUCUACUGACCUGGAAGACAAAACGUGCAUGUAUAAUCUGAGUUAGUGCACUGAGUUGGCCCAAAUUUUUAGCAAUUACCCAAGUCUUUUCAAAACCUGUUAUGUUAAUUUUUUUUCGUAAUGAACCAGUGAAAGUCUUAAUGAAUGGUCAAAUGAAUACUUUUUCUGAUCACUCAGUAAAAUUUUUAUUCUUGUGCUUCACGUAAACAUGUUACCACAACCCUAACUGAUAGGCUGCCAUCUAAGACUUUUCAACCUCUUUAGUAAUAACCCAUAUAUGUCCAAUACAACAAAUCCGACUGGAUUCUUCUACGGUAGUUGACGAAUACACCCACCGUAAGUCGAAUUAAUUUCGUAUUUCAGUGGCUAGAGUUGCCAGGAUCAUGCACAGUUGGUUUAAAAAUACUGACGUACGCAAUUACAACAGAAGUAUUUCCAGCUAUAGGCCGACCAUAAUGAAACGCGAGUAGUUGAAAGAGUAAAAUUUAAAAAAAUAACGGGUUUAAAAACGAGUUGAAAGUGACUUUUCUCUUGAAUUUUACAUACUUAUCACGGGACUUUGACACGUUAGCGAAAAAUCAGUGGAAUAAACAGUCUUACCUGGUGACAUCAAGAAGGAGAUGUAAAAGAAGCCGAUACUACUAUGACGUGUUGUUUCGCUGACCAUUACUCCCAUCGAUCCAUCGACGAACACGUUUGCUGUCGUUUCUUUCAAUUUUGGCUCAAUUUCCAAGACCAAAGUUGACAGUGGCGCUCAAUAAAAUAUGAUUUCAACCGUUACUGACAUCAUAAACGUCAGGAAUGAGAUGUAAUGAUAAAACAGCUCAAAUAGGCUCCUACAGCCUACAUACUUUUCAAGUAUUGAGGAUUUGGUGAAAAGCAUUUGUUAAAAGCUCUUCAGUGGCAACAAUGUAACAAAACAAUUAUAAACAAGGUCGAACCGAUAUUAACAGAGAAAGUAGCAUAUUUGCUAAGUUAUUUUUUUCUAUCAUGAUAUAGAUGUGACGUCUGGCAAAAGAAAACUUGACCUUGUGGCGGUCAUUUCUGGCGGCGCAGAAGUAACAAGAGGACUCCACAAAAACAUCACAUUAAAUGCCUCAUUGUCAUAUGACCCGGAAGUUGCACAUGGCAACCGAUCAGGAAUGAAUUUCACCUGGCAUUAUGGCAAAGUCACAAGAAAUCAUUCCAGUAAACAAGGGGAAGCGAAGGCGGAGAAAGAUUUCUUCAUGGCAGUAAACGAGUCAGCCAUUCAUUAUCACGGAAGUGCAUCUGGCGAACUAGUUUCCUUAAACACCGAAACUUUGUCUCUUCAUCAAUUCCACAUAGUUAAAUUGGUAGUGACCAAGGACAGUCGUAUUUCCACCGUUUAUCAGGUUAUCCAUUUGAUAGAAGGAGACCCCCCAGAAAUAUAUCAAAGGUUAGGGAUCUACUUUGUUUGUUUCUGUCGUUAUUUAGGUUUUUGGUUUGUUUUUACGGUUGGUUUUGUUGCCGUUUUUGAUACCUUUACUUGUUCUUGACCUUGCUAUUGCUCUUUAUUUUCGCUACUGACACUUCUGUCGUCCAAUUAUACCUGUUUUGCUACUGGUUUUGUUAAUUUUCGUUGUUUCUACUACCGUCAUUUUUUACACUUUCUUGUUGCUAUUAAUGAUAAUGUUGUUGUUUUCACUGUCGUUUUGGUUACUACUGUUGUUUUAGCUACUUUAUUAGCAGUUGUUCAUAUCAAUGUUAAUUAAAUUGCGGUCACUGCUGCAGCUGUUCUUCUUAAUUACAUGAUCUCAUCAGACAAAGCAAGUUCAAAACACCUUUUUCACCGAGUGUUCUUCCAAUAUUUCUGCUUCAUUUUAGAUGUUUUUUUAACUGUCAACCUAAAGUGAGUCCCUUGGUCAAACUUAGUAUCAAAUCACAAUGUCGCGGAUUACAGUGCUCUAAAAUAUCAUCCUAUAAGUGGAGGCUCUACCAGCAUUUCAAGCGAAACACCUCCUUUAUCUGGCAAAGGAAACAUAAUUUACGACUCGUCACAAGUACACCGCUGAAUUCAAGUGACAUUGUUAUCAAAGGAGGUUCCCUUACAGGUGGAAAUAUGUACCGCUUGGCACUAUUCAUAACAAUUACGGACGGUUUAUGGGGAGUGAGUGCUUACGAUUUUUCUACCGCAAUUUCACGGAUUUUAGUGAAUACUAUAGCGAACCAAUUGUCAGCGCACAAUUAGGGUCUUCGGACCAUAGCUCUGUUCACUGGAAUCCGCUUUCAAUGAACCAACUAAACCCGCUGUGCGUUGAAAAGAAAAGGAUCCCGAUGCGUCGCUUUCCUCAGUCGGCAAUAAACGCUUUUGGGAGGUGGGCGUGUUCACACCGUUGGUUCAGUGAUUUAGAAGUAGACGGUGACUCACCAUCAGUUGACUCUCUCACUGACUCAUUUACUAAGGAUCUUUCAUCAGCCAGCGAUAUCUACUUUCCGUCCAAAUACGUGAAGAUUCAUCCAAUGGACAAGCCUUGGAUGUCACCUGAGAUUAAAGCUCUCAUAUUAGAGCGCCAACGCGCCUAUCUAAAUGGCCCGGAGGAGAAAUGGCGUCGCCUUAGAAAUAAGGUCAGAGAGGUUAUCACCUGCCGGAAAUGCGAGUUCUAUAAAAACAAAGUUAAUAACCUCAAGAGCACUGACCCGAGGAAAUGGUGGAGUAUGGUGAAUAAGCUUGCAGGGAAGGCUAGCAGCCCUAACGAACUCAGUUAUACUGACGAGGAAGGCAGAAUUAUCUCUGGCGCGACUCUCGCAACACGCCUUAAUGAGUUUUUUGUAUCUGUAAUAUCUGACAUUAAGCCACUUGAUACAAGUGCACUGCCCUGCUACUUACCAUCCCCUCAACCGCCCGUAAUCGAGACACAAAAGGUCUACAAAAAGCUACUUGCCAUCAGCGCCUUUAAGGCCCCUGGGCCUGAUGGGAUUCCGACUCGUAUUUGGAAAGAAUAUGCUGCUGAGCUCGCUGAGCCGAUCACGCGAAUAUUCAACACCUCUAUUGCAUCAGGCUCCUUCCCUACUGCAUGGAAAGACUCUAAUGUCACACCGGUACCCAAGGUUACGCCCAUAACCGGUAGGGAAGAUUUAAGACCUAUCUCCCUAACUGCAAUCGUCUCUAAAGUCCUGGAGGAUUUCGUAGUUGAAUGGCUAAUUGAGGAUGUUGUGCACCUCAUCGAUUUCAGCCAAUUCGGCUGCCUCAAAGGAACUUCAACCAUCUAUUGCCUGUUGGAUAUGAUGCACAACUGGUUGUCCUCUAUUGACAAACCAGGUAUGUUCUUAAGGGCCUGCUUCCUGGAUUUUAGUAAGGCUUUUGACCAUAUUGACCACACUAUCUUAGUCAAUAAACUCAUCCACCUUGGGGUCCGUGGUUUUAUUAUCCGUUGGAUUUGCAGUUUUUUUUAUGGCCGUCGCCAAGCUGUUAAGAUUAAGAACAUUGUAUCCCCUUGGUUGCCCGUGCACGCUGGAGUCCCGCAGGGCACUAAGCUUGGCCCCAUCCUGUUCCUCCUGAUGAUUAACGAUCUCGCGAUUGAAACUCCAUUACUAUCGAGCCACUGGAAAUAUGUAGAUGACCUAACAAUAUCCGAGGUCAUCCCAUCAGGCGGUACAUCGUCCCUUCAGAAAGAUCUUGACGCCAUUGCACAGUGGUCGUCGCGCAAUAAUAUGAACCUCAACCCAAAGAAGUGCAAGGAACUUGUGAUUUGUUCGCUUAGAACACGGCCAGAUCUUGGCCCUUUGUGCGUCAAUGGACGUCCCUUAGAACGGGUCUCCUCACACAAGGUCCUUGGAGUCACUAUCAGCGACACUCUUGGGUGGAAUGAGCACGUGCGUGAGAUUGUCUCCAAAGCCUCAAAACGUCUUUACAUCUUAAGAGUGCUCAAGCGGUCCGGAAUUCCACCCGAAGACCUUAUUAACAUAUUUUAUGCCUUGGUACGAUCGGUCCUCGAAUACGCCUGCGUCACUUGGUCUACUAGCCUACCAAUUUACCUCAAGGACAUGAUCGAAAGAGUUCAGAAAAGAGCUCUGCGUAUAUUAUUUCCGGCGUUGAGCUACAAAGACGCCAUUGUGGCUGCAAACUCCACUCGCUUAAAUGUGAGAAGAGACGAACUCUGCAAGAAAGUUUGGGACGGUAUCUGUGUGCCUGGGUCACGGCUGUACCACCUUAUUCCACCAAAGCGCGCCGAUUGCCACGUUUAUGAGUUGCGCAACAAAAACCAUGUAUCACUCUUUAAAUGCCGGACCGAAAGAUUUAAAAAAUCUUUCUUUCCAACAAUGGCGUCUAACGCCCAGUUCUUGUAGUCAAGCAAACCUAAGCGUUUUUUAUUGGUAUAUAACUACUGACUCUUGUAAUUCCCAGUCCCCUUAGACUUUUAAUUUUAAAGUCAAAUGUAAGAUUGUCGUAUUUUUUAAAUAUUUAAAGUAUAAUGUAUUUCACCACUGGGGUGCUAUUUUUGAAUACUUUUAAUAAACCCUUUAUUAUUAGGCUAGAGAAUGGUCUGUACAGUGUAUUAUAUCGUGGCGUUAACAAAAACAUAAGUACCUCUUCGAUACCGCCUGGGAACAGUACAGAUAAUUUUACUGUCAAAGUUAUCGCUACAGUGACUGACAAUUUUGGAAUUUCUGCCUCCCCAGUCUCUUUGGCAGUUCAGGUAAAUCACUAGCCAUUGAUUUAGCGUCUAGCAUGAAAGGAUGUGAAAAUGUUGAUUUGUUUUGGUCCCUAUCAGUAAUAGAGUAGUUAUAGUAAUAGAUACCUUCUUUUGGCUUUUGCAGAUCAGUCCAUAUCAGAAUGUAAGCACUGAUUUUAUCACAAACCUUCUACUGGCAAACGACAGUUUAUUUCAGAAGUUCAUCGCGAUCGGAAACCUGAGAAAAGCGGCGCUUUUAGCAAACUCUGUCCUGCUCUCAGUUUCACAAGAAACCUCAAUGAAUUUCCAGGAGAGAUACAAGGUACUCUUCAAACAUAACUUGUUACUUAAAAAGUGAAACAAUACUAGUUCAUUAUGAUCGUAUCCGAAAAGCAAAGAGUUUACUAAGAGCCAAACAUGCCAAAGAAAAAAAAAAAAGGAUUAAGAAUUUGUAUUUGAAAAAAAUAUACUAUCAUUAAAAAAAUUGACUUUCGAAAAACAGUCGAAUAUAAUGCAUUAAACAUACGAACAUACUUUUUAGAAAAAAAUGUAGGGUUGUGUGUUAAAUACCCGAUAUUACUGCUUCCCAAGAGUCGUGGCUUCUACGUUAGAUGUUGACUUCCCAUUAUUCUCGCGGGUUGAUUGUGUGAACAAACAAUUUCGUCUACCGUUGUGACGAGUGAAGAACGCUGAAGAGUCUUGAAUUAAAUUUUAAACGAAUACUUACCACGUCUUGAAAAUGAGGUUUGAAAAUUUACUUCAUGGGCGGAAAUCACCCGGCAUUCCUUUAUUUCAGCUUGAACGUUUUCGGUGUUUUGAUGCAUUUAGAUCAAUCAUGCGCUUGCAAAUGUAUCGUUUUGAUGGGUUUUAACUAACAAUUUAAUUGAGAAACCUGAUACGUUGAGUCUUAAUAUGCCUUUAGAUGUAUCAUCUUUGGAACGAGCCUAAUAUGAGGGAUACAGUCUGUUUGCCUAUUUCUCUACCGGCUUAAAUAACAUAAAGCUUUAUCGUUGUUCAAGGUUAUGAACUACAUCCUUGAAAACAUUUCGCCCUUGGAAGCGAAAACUGUCUUCGACAUCCUUCAAAAAUCUUCGGUUAUCGGUUCUGCUCUUCCGGUUCUGGAGGAAGUGCCCCACCAGUCUCUGGUAAGUGAAUUACGUAGUACUGGUUGGGGCUGGAAUAGCCUUGGUUGUUACGUCAAGUUUUAAUACCAUGACACUAUUUAGCCAGAAAGGCUACAGAAACAACAGAAAAAACCACAACAGCAAACAAAGACGAAGGAAACGGAAACAAACAAGAAUGAAAAACAAACAACUGUUGUGUUAUCAAAUGAAGCAGUCUAUAAUUUUGUAAUCACUUUAAAUAAUUCGCCACAAAUUAGCUCUACAAAGGUAAUGGAAAGAAAUCUGAAAGUAAGCAUUUUUAGCUUCAUUUAUAUUUAUUUGCACUCCACAGAAUUUCUCCUUAUCUGCUAUCAGUUCAAUGACUUCACUCCUAUGGUCUAUCGCCCAGAAACGAGACGUAGCAGACAUAUCGCUGACAAAGCAAUCAGCAGAAAACUUGGCUUCAUGUCUUAAUACCGUGUUGAAGGCAGCAGCAGUGACUGCAUCAGUAGACUCCAAGUCAAGUUUUCAGCAACAGGUACUUUAAUUUACAUUUAGGUGAUGUCCAAAAGUGUACGAGUUAAAUAGACCUUUUAAAACGUAAUUAUACAUACAAGCAUAAUCAUUAGACUUUAUUCAUUAGCAAAUGGUCCAUCGCAGAUUGCUUUAAACUUAACCGAUACUCCCUUAUUCAUUCAUAUUUUGAACCUUUUAUGGUUUGUUUCUAUUUAUGGUUGUUUUAAGCUUUCGAAAAUCCAUAAUUUGUUUAUAUUAUUUGCUUAUUUAUGCAAUUUCUACAGGGUAAACUAUUAGUGAAGAUUUCAAUGAAGGCCCACCAGAAAGUUGCAGACUCACUGUUGGUCUUGACAAUACCUGAUGAAAAAACUAUACCAUUCACUGCAGGACAGCUAUCCAUGACACUCGGAAGAUAUACCCUCCAAAGACUUUCAGGACUGGAAGUAAAAGCGGGAAAAGGCCGGUUUAUCUUACCGUCUAAGAGCCAGUUGUUACUCUCUGGAGUAAAUAAAACAAGUUUUGUAGAUGUUCAGGUAAGUAUUUCUGCCCUUCAAGCCAAUUUCAAUCCAAGUUUAUUUUUAGCAGAUACCGACAUCAAUCAAGUUAAAAUCGCACGUUAGACACCUUAAAGGUUGCUUAUUACCUCUAGCAGUCAUAUUUCUUGCUUUGCUUUUGACGUGUUCAACUCUGGCACUUGGGCAGCAAAAGAGAAUCGAAUCAUGUGAUCGAAGUGACCACAUCAAUGUUAUUUAUUUUUUUGUUGUUUUCCAAAUAUAUUUCCAGUUUUAUUUUGAAUCCAACUUAUGAUAACUUAAGAUUAAUAGUAAGACGGAGUACCCUGUUUACGAGUUCGACUAUAGCAGUACACAAAAACAAACAAGCAAAAUACUUAAUUAUUUCUCUUUCAGAUGCUCUCAUUUUCUUUCAACGCUUACACUUAG
Molecule: messenger RNA, 16352 nt
Organism: Pocillopora meandrina
Lineage: Eukaryota; Metazoa; Cnidaria; Anthozoa; Scleractinia; Pocilloporidae
Source: the annotation of a GenBank genome assembly